Molecule: messenger RNA, 2052 nt
Organism: Protopterus annectens (West African lungfish)
Lineage: Eukaryota; Metazoa; Chordata; Ceratodontiformes; Protopteridae
Product: gamma-aminobutyric acid receptor subunit gamma-3-like
Exons: 7
Coding region: 63-1193 (376 amino acids)
Biological process (GO): signal transduction; monoatomic ion transmembrane transport; gamma-aminobutyric acid signaling pathway
Cellular component (GO): postsynapse; dendrite membrane; GABA-A receptor complex
Molecular function (GO): benzodiazepine receptor activity; inhibitory extracellular ligand-gated monoatomic ion channel activity; GABA-A receptor activity
Source: RefSeq, a predicted model, not a curated record
ACCAAAUAGAUAUUUUUUUUGCUCAGACAUGGAUUGACAACCGCCUUAGAUUCAACAGCACUAUGAAAAUUUUAACACUCAACAGCAAUAUGGUGGGAAUGAUCUGGGUUCCAGAUACCAUCUUUAGAAAUUCCAAGACUGCUGAAGCCCAUUGGAUAACAACACCCAAUCAGCUGCUUCGAAUAUGGAAUGAUGGAAAAAUUUUGUAUACUCUCAGGCUUACAAUUAAUGCAGAAUGCCAACUACAGCUGCACAAUUUUCCGAUGGAUGAGCAUUCCUGUCCGCUAAUAUUCUCCAGCUAUGGCUACCCCAAAGAAGAAAUGACAUACCGAUGGAGAAGGAAUUCUGUGGAGGCAGCAGACCAGCAGUCAUGGAGACUGUACCAGUUUGAUUUCAUGGGUUUGAGAAAUACUACAGAUACUAUAAAAACAUCAGCAGGCGAUUAUACUGUCAUGACGAUAUACUUCGACUUAAGCAGAAGAAUGGGAUAUUUCACGAUUCAAACAUAUAUACCUUGUAUUCUAACAGUGGUACUCUCAUGGGUGUCAUUUUGGAUUAACAAAGAUGCCUCACCAGCCAGAACAGCACUUGGUAUUACUACAGUUUUGACAAUGACAACACUGAGCACCAUUGCAAGGAAAUCUUUGCCACGGGUGUCUUACGUCACAGCGAUGGACCUCUUUGUGACUGUUUGCUUCCUGUUUGUCUUUGCAGCACUAAUAGAAUAUGCAGCACUCAAUUACUACUCCUUCUGCAGAAAACCAAGUUGUCCGAAAAAGAAGAAACAGAUGUGCUCCAGGGAACCUAACAGGGGCCACAGUAACUACAGCCAACGAACACGGUGGCUUGUGGACAAGAACAACUAUCCUCUGGUAGUUUGUGGCCCACCACCAGACUGCAGUCACAGGAACAAGAACUAUUCAGUGUUGCACGUAGGACCGCCACCUACGGUUAUCGCAUUAAAUAAUUCCACAUACUGGCAGGAGUAUGAAGAAAACUGUAUUUAUGAUUGCCUUGAUGGUAAAGACUGUCAGAGUUUCUUCUGCUGCUAUGAAGAAUGCAAAUCAGGGUCAUGGAGAAGAGGUCGAAUUCACGUUGACCUUUUAGAAUUAGACACAUAUUCCAGGGUCUUCUUCCCAACAUCGUUUCUAUUGUUUAACCUUGUCUACUGGGUUGGAUAUCUCUACCUUUAACAGGAGCCAACAAUCAGUUAAAGACUUUGCAGUUUUUGCAGCUUUAUAAGUAAAAUGAUGCUAUACUGGACAGAGUGGAACAUACAGGAUUCAGUCAUAAACAUUUACUUGUGUUCUUCUUCAUAGACACCACCAAGAAAGUUGCAAAAUUAUUUACCAACAAGGUACAAACUCUGCCUUCAACAAAGUGCAAGCACUGUUUUAAAUUCUGCCACAUUUUAACUAAUUUAGAAAAACAGUGCAUUUACUUUAUACAUUUUUGCAGGUGUUGCUCAUUAACUCAGCAUAAACCUUAGCUUGUCUCCAUUUUUUAACUUUGCAGAGAGAUGUAAUUCUGUAAGAAUUGCUAGCACAUGUCACAUGCAUAGUAAGCGAUUAUAAUUUCUAUGGAACUAUUGCAUUCACUAUAAAAACUGUUAAAAUAGUUUCCUGUGUUUACAGAUAAGAACACUGUAAUAAAUGAAUAAUCAGAGUAAAUUGAUAGAGACUAGUUCUGUAGCCAUAGAUGGCAUUUUCCAGUAACAACGGUAAUAGAAUAUAAAUGUGCAUUAUGAGGCAUAGUUUAUCUACAAGGCAGAAGAUUAUAGAGUUAUGAAUUGAGUGCUUAGCAUUUUAUGUUUCCACUUCACUCCAUUUGCCAUAAUUGUCUUUCCAGCUUGCUAUCAUUAUCACAACGGAUGCCAAUAGCAAGAACCUGCAUUAAGGUGAACACUUCACAUAAAUAAUGAAGUAAGGUUUUAUGCCAUUUCUUUGUGCAUAAAUGGUACCUUGUAAGAAAGGAAGUGGAUGCAGGUGGUGUUGAAGUAGAAGCCCUUAUUUCAACAGAAUGCAGAAAUAAAAACAUUAAGUGAAACAAUUA